This is a messenger RNA of Meriones unguiculatus (Mongolian gerbil), 5116 nucleotides long. RefSeq names its product complement C3 (gene C3). Gene Ontology annotation, cellular component: extracellular region. NCBI's taxonomy places the organism in Eukaryota, Metazoa, Chordata, Mammalia, Rodentia, Muridae. The record is from RefSeq and is a predicted model, not a curated record. Gene Ontology annotation, biological process: inflammatory response; complement activation. The transcript has 41 exons. The coding region runs from base 88 to 5076 and encodes 1662 amino acids. Gene Ontology annotation, molecular function: endopeptidase inhibitor activity; protein binding.
UCAGCACUGCCCCCCAGCCCCUCGGCCCCUCGGGCCCCUCAGCCCCUCAGCCCUCAGCCCUAAGCCCCUCCACCUUUGCCCUUCACCAUGGCCCCAACUUCAGGGCCCCGGCUGCUGCUGCUGCUGCUGCUGUCCAGCUCCCCCCUGGCUCUGGGGAGCCCCAUGUACUCCAUCAUCACCCCCAACGUCCUGCGGUUGGAGAACGAAGAGACCAUCGUGCUGGAGGCCCACGAGGCACAGGGCGACAUCCCAGUCACGGUCUCCGUGCAUAACUUCCCAAAGAAGCAGGUGCUGACCAGUGAGAAGACGGUGCUCACAGGUGCCGGAGGACACCUGAGCACGCUCACCGUCAAGAUUCCGGCCACUGACGAGUUCAAGUCAAAUAAGGCGAACAACUUCGUGACGGUUGUGGCAAACUUUGGGGCAACGGUAGUGGAGAAAGUGGUGCUGGUGAGCUUCCAGAGCGGGUACCUCAUCAUCCAGACGGACAAGACCAUCUAUACCCCGGGCUCCACGGUGCGCUAUCGGAUCUUCACCGUGGACAACAAGCUCCUGCCCGUGGGCCGCACAGUCGUCAUCACCAUUGAGACUCCCGAUGGCGUGCCCAUCAAGAGAGACACUCUGUCUUCCAACAACCAGUACGGCAUCUUGCCUUUGUCUUGGAACAUUCCAGAACUGGUCAACAUGGGGCAGUGGAAGAUCCGAGCCUUCUACGAACACUCGCCGAAGCAGGUUUUCUCUGCAGAGUUUGAGGUGAAGGAGUACGUGCUUCCCAGUUUCGAGGUCCAGGUGGUGCCCUCAGAGAACUUUUAUUACAUCGAUGACCCAGCCGGCCUGGAGGUUACCAUCAAGGCUAGGUUCCUGUAUGGGAAGAACGUGGACGGGACGGCCUUCGUGAUCUUUGGGGUCCAGGAUGAAGAUAAGAAGAUUUCUCUGGCGCACUCCCUCAAGCGUGUGGUGAUCGAGGACGGUUCGGGGGAUACAACGCUGAGCCGGCAGGUGCUGCUGGAUGGGAUGCGCCCCUCCAACGCUGAUGCCCUGGUGGGGAAGACCCUGUAUGUCUCUGCCACCGUCAUCCUGCAAUCAGGCAGUGACAUGGUAGAGGCAGAGCGCAGUGGGAUCCCAAUUGUAACCUCCCCAUACAAGAUCCACUUCACCAAGACGCCCAGAUUCUUCAAGCCAGGCAUGCCCUUCGACCUCAUGGUGUUCGUGACCAACCCCGACGGCUCACCAGCCAGCCGAGUGCCAGUGGUCACUCAGGGGUCUGACGCGCAGGCUCUCACCCAAGAAGAUGGUGUGGCCAAGCUGAGCAUCAACACGCCCAACAGCCGCCAACCCCUGACCAUCACGGUACGCACCAAGAAGGAGGGUAUCCUGAAUGCGCGGCAGGCCACCAACACCAUGCAGGCACAGCCCUAUAGCACCAUGCACAACUCCAACAACUACCUACACCUGUCAGUGACACGCGUGGAGCUCAAGCCAGGGGACAACCUCAACGUGAACUUCCACCUGCGGACAGACGCAGGCCAGGAGGCUAAGAUCCGCUACUACACCUACCUGGUCAUGAGCAAGGGGAAGCUACUGAAGGCAGGCCGCCAGGUGCGGGAGCCUGGCCAGGACCUGGUGGUCUUGUCCCUGCCCAUCACUACGGAUUUCAUUCCUUCCUUCCGCGUGGUGGCUUACUACACCCUGACUGGAGCCAGUGGCAAGAGGGAGGUGGUGGCCGACUCUGUGUGGGUGGAUGUGCAGGAUUCCUGUGUAGGCACGCUGGUGGUGAAGGGUGACCCGAAAGAUAACCGACAACCUGAACCCGGGCACCAGACGACACUGAGGAUCGAGGGGAACAAGGGGGCCCGAGUCGGGCUGGUGGCGGUGGACAAGGGCGUGUUCGUGCUGAACAAGAAGAACAAACUCACCCAGAGCAAGAUCUGGGACAUGGUGGAAAAGGCAGACAUCGGCUGUACACCAGGCAGUGGGAGAGACUACGCUGGUGUCUUCACAGACGCGGGCCUGGACUUUAAGACAAGCCAAGGCCUGCAGACUGCCCAGAGGACAGAUCUCGAGUGUACCAAGCCUGCUGCCCGCCGCCGCCGCUCAGUGCAGCUGAUGGAAAGAAAGAUGGACAAAGCCAGCCAGUACACUGACAAGGCUCUGCGGAAGUGCUGUGAGGACGGCAUGCGCGAUAUCCCCAUGAGGUUCACCUGCCAGCGCCGGUCACGCCUCAUCUCCCAGGGAGAGAGCUGCAGGAAGGCCUUCCUAGACUGCUGUAGCUACAUCACCAAGCUCCGGGAGCAGCACCGCAGAGAACACGUGCUGGGCCUGGCCAGGAGUGACAUGGAUGAAGACAUAAUUCCAGAAGAAGAUAUCAUCUCUAGAAGCCACUUUCCAGAGAGCUGGUUGUGGACCAUAGAGGAGUUGAAAGAACCAGAGAAAAAUGGAAUCUCUACAAAGGUCAUGAACAUCUUUCUCAAAGACUCCAUCACCACCUGGGAGAUUCUGGCAGUGAGCAUGUCGGACAAGAAAGGGAUCUGCGUGGCAGACCCCUACGAGAUCACCGUGGUGCAGGACUUCUUCAUUGACCUGCGGGUGCCGUACUCUGUGGUGCGCAACGAGCAGGUGGAGAUCAGAGCUGUGCUCUUCAACUACCGUGAGCAGGAGACACUCAAGGUGAGGGUGGAACUGUUGCACAACCCAGCCUUCUGCAGCAUGGCCACCGCCAAGAAGAACUAUCAGCAGACCAUCUGGAUCCCUCCCAAGUCUUCUGUGGCUGUGCCUUAUGUCAUCGUGCCCUUGAAGAUCGGCCUCCAGGAGGUGGAGGUCAAGGCUGCCGUCUUCAAGCACUUCAUCAGCGAUGGUGUCAAGAAGACACUGAAGGUCGUGCCGGAAGGAAUCAGAGUCAACAAAACCGUGAUUACCAGUACGCUGGAUCCGGUGCACCUCGGCAAAGGGGGAGUGCAGAGGGUGGACGUGCCAGCUGCAGACCUCAGCGACCAAGUGCCAGACACGGACUCUGAGACCAAGAUUCUCCUGCAAGGAAACCCGGUGGCUCAGAUGGUGGAGGACGCCGUGGACGGCGAGCGGCUGAAACACCUGAUCGUGACCCCCGCGGGCUGCGGGGAGCAGAACAUGAUUGGCAUGACCCCCACCGUCAUCGCGGUGCACUACCUAGACCAGACCGAACAGUGGGAGAAGUUCGGCCUGGAGAAGAGGCAAGAGGCCCUGGAGCUCAUCAAGAAAGGGUACACCCAGCAGCUGGCCUUCAAACAGCCCAGCUUUGCCUACGCUGCCUUCAAGAACCGGGCCCCCAGCACCUGGCUGACAGCCUACGUGGUCAAGGUCUUCUCUCUGGCCGCCAAUCUCAUCGCCAUUGACUCUCAAGUCCUGUGUGGGGCUGUCAAAUGGCUGAUCCUGGAGAAACAGAAGCCAGACGGUGUCUUUCAGGAGGACGGACCCGUGAUUCACCAAGAAAUGAUUGGAGGCAUCCGGAACACCAAGGAGGCUGACGUGUCCCUCACAGCCUUCGUCCUCAUCGCACUGCAGGAAGCCAGAGAAAUCUGUGAAGGGCAGGUCAACAGCCUUCCUGGGAGCAUUAAUAAGGCAGGGGACUAUAUCGAAGCCAGUUUCAUGAACCUGAAUCGACCGUACACGGUGGCCAUUGCUGGGUACGCUCUGGCCUUGUUGGGCAAGCUGGAUGAACCUCAGGUCAGCAAGUUUCUGAACACAGCCAAAGAUCGGAACCGCUGGGAGGAGCCUGGCCAGAAGCUGUACAAUGUGGAGGCCACAUCCUACGCCCUCCUGGCCCUGCUGCUGUUGAAAGACUUUGACUCUGUGCCUCCCGUGGUGCGCUGGCUCAACGAGCAGAGAUACUAUGGCGGUGGCUACGGCUCCACCCAGGCCACCUUCAUGGUAUUCCAAGCCUUGGCUCAAUACCAAACAGACGUCCCCGACCACAAGGAGCUGAACAUGGAUGUGUCCUUCCACCUCCCCAGCCGCAGCGCCCCAACUGUGUUCCGCCUGAACUGGGAAACUGCCAGCCUCCUGCGGUCGGAAGAGACCAAGCAAAAUGAGGGCUUCUCCCUAACAGCCAGAGGAAAAGGUCAAGGCACGUUGUCGGUGGUAACAUUGUAUCAUGCCAAAGUCAAAGGCAAAGUCACCUGCAAGAAGUUUGACCUCAGGGUCACCAUAGGACCAGCCCCUGAGACAGCCAAGAAGCCCCAAGAUGCCAAAAGUAGUAUGAUCCUUGACAUCUGUACCAGGUACCUUGGAGAUGUGGAUGCCACCAUGUCCAUCCUGGACAUCUCCAUGAUGACUGGCUUUGCUCCAGACACAAGUGACCUGGAAUUGCUGAGCACGGGAGUGGACAGAUACAUCUCCAAGUAUGAGAUGAACAAAGACUCCUCCAACAGAAACACCCUCAUCAUCUACCUGGACAAGAUCUCACACUCUGAAGAAGACUGUCUGACCUUCAAAGUUCACCAGUUCUUUACCGUUGGACUUAUCCAGCCCGGGUCCGUCAAGGUCUACUCCUAUUACAACCUGGAGGAAUCGUGUACCCGGUUCUAUCACCCGGACAAGGAUGACGGGAUGCUGAGCAAGCUGUGCCACAACGAGAUGUGCCGCUGCGCUGAGGAGAACUGCUUCAUGCAACAGUCAAGGGAGGAGGUCGGCCUGAAUGACCGGCUGGACAAGGCCUGUGAGCCCGGAGUGGACUACGUGUACAAGACCAAGCUCGUUGGGACAGAGCUGUCGGAUGAUUUUGACGAGUACAUCAUGGCCAUCGAGCAGGUCAUCAAGUCAGGCUCGGACGAGGUGCAGGUAGGGCAGCAGCGCCGGUUCAUCAGCCACAUCAAGUGCAGGAACGCCCUGAAGCUGGAGAAAGGGAAGAAGUACCUCAUGUGGGGACUCACCUCCGACCUCUGGGGAGAAAAGCCCAACGUCAGCUACAUCAUUGGGAAGGACACGUGGGUGGAGCUCUGGCCCGAGGCCGAAGAAUGCCAGGAGAUGGAGAACCGGAAACAGUGCGAGGACCUCGGGUCAUUCGCAGAAUCCAUGGUGGUUUUUGGCUGCCCCAACUGACCAAAGCCCAGCCCUCCAAUAAAGCUUCAGUUGUAUUUCA